This is a messenger RNA of Chelmon rostratus (copperband butterflyfish), 4705 nucleotides long. RefSeq names its product upstream binding protein 1 (gene ubp1). The record is from RefSeq and is a predicted model, not a curated record. Lineage: Eukaryota; Metazoa; Chordata; Actinopteri; Chaetodontiformes; Chaetodontidae. The transcript is spliced from 16 exons. The coding region runs from base 792 to 2420 and encodes 542 amino acids. Gene Ontology annotation, molecular function: RNA polymerase II cis-regulatory region sequence-specific DNA binding; DNA-binding transcription activator activity, RNA polymerase II-specific. Gene Ontology annotation, biological process: regulation of transcription by RNA polymerase II. Gene Ontology annotation, cellular component: nucleus.
GCUGAGGGAGCCAUGUUGAUGCCUGGUUUUGUGUCAACCGCCGCACUUUGGAUGGUUAAAGGACUGCGUCUCAAGGACUGGGAGCCUUAGCGGUGGUUCCAGCACCGCGAUGAGAAGAGGAGAGCGGGUUGGGAUGUUACAGGGAGCGCCGAAGGAGAGCUGCUCUUAGAUCACCGGACAUCUCACAGUUGAUUCAAAGCAAGUGAAGUUGAUGCUAGUUAGCCUGAUAGCUAGGUAGCAACAGCUGUGCGGACGCUGCGUGGGAUGCGGUGUGAGGACUAAAACAAAACCAUCGUCUCUGCUUGUUGCAUUUUGUUGGGCUAACGUUAGCUAGACUGCUUGAAGACGCCGUGCCAGAGGUAACAACUGAGCUGCUGGAUUCAUGUUAGCUUUCUGAAGUUGCCUUUGUAAAGCAUAGCUAGCUGUUAGCUAACGUUAGCAUGCUGAGAAUCAGCUCGCAUCUACGGUCACGACUAACAUUUGCAAGCUGAGUGGACUCUGACUUAUUGUUACUUUCAGACAGGGUGUCAGUUGUUGAGCACAGUGCUGUGUGACUAAAGCCCCCCAAAAAUUCCGAGUGGAGAUAUGGCGAUACCUCCAGUCUCUGUGGAAAGCUACCAGUUCGCCUGCCCAGCUUGCCAAGGAGCGGCUAACGGGCUAGCAGCAUAACUUUCCUCUCACGGUGUCACUCUCAGAAGCUGCGGAGCCCACUUCCUCGCUAGCCGACCUCUCGUACCUGAAGCAAGCUGGCGGCCCUCCGAGUAGAAGCCGAGGACAAGGAGCUGGGGCCGAUGGCCUGGGUGCUGAAGAUGGACGACGCCACCAUAGAGUCGGGGCUGGUGCACGACUUCGAUGCGAGCCUGUCCGGCAUCGGGCAGGAGCUGGGGGCUGGAGCCUACAGCAUGAGCGAUGUACUGGCUCUGCCAAUCUUUAAGCAGGAGGACUCCAGCAUUCCUCCUGAAAACGAGACCAAAAAUCCCCCAUUCCAGUAUGUGCUGUGCGCCGCCACGUCGCCUGCUGUCAAGCUGCAUGACGAGACGCUCACAUACCUAAACCAAGGCCAGUCUUACGAGGUGCGUAUGUUGGACAACAGGAAGCCAGGGGAGUUACCAGAGCUCAAUAACAAGAUGGUCAAGAGCAUAGUGCGAGUGGUGUUUCAUGACCGCCGGCUGCAGUACACAGAGCACCAGCAGCUGGAGGGCUGGAAGUGGAAUCGUCCAGGCGAUCGUCUCCUUGACAUCGAUAUCCCCAUGUCAGUGGGCAUUGUGGAGCCGAAGACUCACCCCUCCCAGCUUAACGCGGCAGAGUUCCUGUGGGACAUGAACAAAAGAACGUCUGUUUUUGUGCAGGUGCACUGCAUCAGCACAGAGUUCACCCCCAGGAAGCACGGUGGAGAGAAGGGCGUCCCCUUCAGGAUCCAGUUCGACACGUUCGCCCAGGGAGAGGGUGGAGAGUACACCGAGCACCUCCACUCUGCCUCCUGCCAAAUCAAAGUCUUUAAGCCAAAGGGGGCGGACCGUAAGCAAAAGACAGACAGGGAGAAGAUGGAGAAGCGCACACCUCAAGAGAAGGAGAAGUACCAGCCUUCUUAUGAUACCACUAUCCUGUCAGAGACGAGACUUGAACCCAUCAUAGAGGAUGCGGGUGACCACGAGCUGAAAAAGUCCAGCAAGCGGACACUUCCCGCUGACUGUGGUGACUCCUUGGCCAAGAGAGGCAGUUGCUCCCCGUGGCCGGACACCGCCUACGUCAGCACCAACCAGGCAGCUACUCCCUCCUUCUCCUCCACUCCACUGUCCACCUACACAACCUCCUCAGUACCAGACAGUGACUCGUCCUCACCCAAUCACCAGGCAGACCCUGGCAGCCAUGGCAACUCGGAGCAGUUGAGCCCCACUGCCUCCAUACAGGAUGCACAGAAGUGGCUGCUGAAAAAUCGCUUCAACUCCUACACACGACUCUUCUCUCACUUCUCAGGUUCUGAUUUGUUGAAGCUAACCCGAGACGACCUGGUCCAGAUUUGUGGGCCGGCAGAUGGGAUCAGACUCUUCAAUGCACUUAAAUCCAGGUCUGUGCGUCCCAGGUUGACCGUGUACGUCUGUCAGGAGUCCCCUCGGGAGAGCCCCCUGCUGGAGAGACACGGCACCAAUGAAAAUGGAGAACACAGCAUUUCCUCUAGUUUACACGUGUAUCAUGCUCUGUAUCUAGAGGAUCUCACAGCUGCAGAACUGAUCCGCAAGAUGGCGUGUGUGUGCAGCCUUCCACUGGGAAAGAUCAACCAGGUGUACAGACAGGGUCCUACAGGCAUACACAUCCUGCUCAGUGACCAGAUGGUUUACAACUUGCCUGACGAGAGCUGUUUUUUGAUCAGCACUGUCAAAGAUGAACUGGGCGAAGGACUCCAUCUAAUCCUGAAGUAGUGAGGAGGACAGAUGGCAUCGCUAAUACUCCACCCUCUGUUUUGGAGCAGAAGCCUCCCUCUGUCCCUCUCUGCCUGCCUCCACUCUUCCCUCGUACUUCCUCCCGUUCUCUCUAAACACUCGCUCGACGGAAAGCAGAGAGACUGCGCUAAAGCCAUGUAAAUGUUAGAAUCUGACAUGGGUGUGUCCACUGUUUCAUAUUGAAAACACUAUUAACGGUCGAGACAAGACAAAAGAGGAGAGACUGGGGGGAUAUGGGGUGAGGGUAAAGAUAAUGUUGUAUGUAUUUUGAUUUUAUUAUUUUAUUUUUUUGUCUUUUUAUAUGAUUUCUGUGGGAGAAGGGAGGGGGAGGCUCUAGGAGAGAGGGGAGAGUGAAGUUCUGGCCAGCAGGAGAAGGAAAGAAAGCAGAGUUUCCUUAUUGCUCGUUGCCCUUCGUACACAACGCGCACAACCAGCACGAGGCCAGUAUUUGAUAACCUGUACUGCUGAACAGCAUGCGAUCUCAACAUACUAACUUGCUUAAAGGAGAAUCCCAACUUACUCUGCUUGUUUAACAUUCGUGACGGGGUUGUCUUAAUAAACCAUUUAUUGAUCAGCUGAGCUUGAUAACCCCUGAAAUAUCCAGGCUAAAUUUGUGGAAGUGAAGUUAUUUGUGGAUGUUGACACCAACAUUCAAUUUUUUAUUUCUUGGACUUAUGGCCUAAUUUCAUUAACUGGUCACAUAGAGGUCAUCCUAUGUGAUUUUAGACUUCCAGCCAUAUCUUUCUGUCUGUUGACACCAUGUCCCACUCAGCUCAACUCUCUUAAUGUAUGUCCUGUUUGGCCUGCGCUGUUUUUAGUUAUAGCUUUAUUUAUGGAUCAGCUGGAUCAGCUGUCUCUCGUGCUCUCAUUGAAUUUUCUUGUUUCUGGUGCCAUAUUGGCUUUUUAACUCAGUUUAGUCCCAUUCACAAACACAGUGCACAUGCACCUCGUCUUUGACUCCUCUGCUUUCUGUGCUGACUGAAACACUGGUUUAGAGGAGUGUGGUUUACGCCCUCUGGGAUUUUGGCCAUAGAUGUGCAUGGAAAAAAAACCCUCUAUAGAAGACUGACAUGUGGAGCAGCAAUGCCUAUCCAAAAACCUACUAUAAUGUGGACCAAACGGGUUUCAGAUUGAUAGGCACAUUUGGAGGAAAAGCCUCAUUGGAGCUAUACAUCUUGGUCACUUGAAGCAUUCAUAGAAUUGAUCAGAUGGCAAAUUAAACCCUGAUCUAGUGGAAAUGCUUGUGCGCUGCAUGUACAUAAUAAACCCUCCAUUCCAGGAUCUGCUCUGAAAGAAACAACCCAACACACAGCAGGCUGUUCAAAAUGUAUCACUGCGGUAGCCUGGUUGCAAUAGUCUUACCCUGUAGAGUAGAAAAUCAUGGCAGCUCCACAUCCAUCUUCAAACUCUUGUGUUUUUAAUGUAGCUGAACACAGAAGUGCAGGUCAUGUGUUUCGGGUGAGCUUCGAAAAGUGACAGGAAGUCUCACACAGGUCCUGGGAGUCGCCGUAGGUUUAGUUGACCCCCUUUGAUUUUGGUGCACAAUGUCUGGCAGUGUUGCAAGUGCAUACAGUUUGCACGCCUGUAAGUGUCAGAUGGUGUGUGUGUGUCUGUGUGUGCAUGUGUAUCAUUUUUUGUUCUUGCAAAAAAAUUAUGUCAUUAGUGGUCAUAAACUUUUUCCUGUUGGUAUGAUGAAACUGUGUAGCUUGCUGUUUAGUAACGAGCAUGUGGAAGAUGGGGAAAGGAGGGAGAAUUUGGUUCAUGGUGAGUGCAACCCCUCCUUGUUUUUCCAGAUGUUAGAGACCAAGUCUGCACUGAAAAAUCACAAAACUCAAGCUUGAUGUGUAGUCAGUAGUCCUACAGCCACACCCUCUUCUUAUCCACCUAUAAGAAGAAUAAAAAAAGACUGUCAAGACUCAAGAGCAUCUGUGUUUCUGUCUCACCAUGCACCAGAGCCAGGACUGUAGCUCUUGUGUUUACAAGGACAUGAGUACCACAGCACAGGAAACUGUGCUCAUCGGCUCAAAAUUUUGUAACAGAGCGGACAUGAUACCAAGUCAGGCAAACUCUUGUGAGCAGUUUUGGUCCCCUGAAGGCCUGACCCAGUCGUCUGUCUGUCUGUCUGCGUGACUGAGUGUGUGAGAGAGUGUGAGCAGGAGAGGUGACCACCAUUCAUGUGCAGCCUAAUGUCAAUGAUGAUGCUUCUCAUGUGCACAGUAUCGUAUGCUGGAGAUGUACACAACCACGUGCUGGGAAUAAAUGAU